GGGGUUGCUGGAGGAAGAUGGGUUACAGCUGGUGGAGUGGGCUGGGGACCCCAACUUCUGUCCCUCCCUGCCACUUACUCCUCUUUCGAGCAUCCCACUUUGCCAUGCUCUGACCCAGCGGGGGGCACAGUGGGACAGCUGCUGCUUGGCUGACAGAUUUUGAAGAGAUUGGUAGUAGACUAGAGACCAAGCUGAGCCUGGCCUGCUCAUUUUACUGGUGACUUAAGAAGGAUUUGCAGUGUCAAAGAUGGAAAAGGUGCAGUCCUAUUUAACGUUGGAUGAAGAUGACUUGCUCUCUGACCUAAGCAGUGGGGACCUAGAGAUGUUGCUAUCAUUGCUGCUGGGUAAGGUACAUGAAAGCGAAGUGAGAGUGAGCACAGAGAAGGAUGAGAUCAUGAGACUUGAGACAGAAAUAGCACAAUAUGUCACAGAAAGAGAGAACUGUCUGUCACUGGCAGCACAGAUUGUGCAUUUGCAUCCAGUAUUGGAAGAGGAAUUCAAGACUCGAGAACAACUUCAAACUGUUGCAGCUGAACUGAAAAGGCUGAAAAAGGAUAUUGCUCAAGAUACCAGCGAGCAGCCAGAUGCAGCCAAAUUAGAACAGUUGAUAGCUGAAUCAGAAACCAUGAUAACCUCUCUCCAUCAGAAACAGCGUAUGGUUAAAAGCGAGAAAGUCCAUCUGACUAAGGUACUGGAGACCACCCAAAAUACCCUUUCCGAGGCACAGGCAGAAAGCCAUGCAGCUGAUCAGGAGCUGCUUCGCUUGCAGAAGGAAUGUACUGAGCAAGCUAAUGUGAAGUCUCUGGGGGAUAAUGAAGCUGACAGACAGCUGGAUGCCUGCAUCAGACAGCUGGGAGUGUUAAACCUCCUCGCUAGGAAAAAGUGAACUUUCUGUCUCCAGCAGGGGAUGUGUUAGUCAGUAGACCUGAAGUUCCAAAUUCCACUUGGAGAAGAUGUAGGCAAGUAGGAAGUGUGUGGCCACCAGUACACAGAGCCUCUGUUGUAGGAGGCAUGGGAAGAGACACCACCUUGAGCAUAGCUGUACUGGGUUAAGCAGCCUGACAGCUCCCCAGUUUGAUUUCAUUUUAUUUCAUUCACCUUUCAGCUGUCCACCAAGACAUAGCAGCAAAAUAAUUUCAUUGUUCUUCCCCAAUCUCAUCUUCUCUGGGUGCAGCUUGGGGGACAUGAAGCAAAACCUGCUGUAUGAUGAAUUCUACUGCUCUGUUUCAUGUAUGCAGGGUUUCAUUUUCAUAAAUAUUGAGACUAGUCCAAUGUUUUGUCAUUGGUGUCAGGGAUGCAGAGACUAAAGGAAACCAGUGAUUUAAGUCGGUCCAAUUUCAGCCAAACUCUCCUGGCAUCAGCCAUUUCCAUGUCAGUGCACCCUGGUUUGUGUUGGUGCUUCCCACCCAACAAAAGAUUUCCCUUUCCAGCUAGUAGUCUAAUUUCCCUGUUUAGAUAGGCCAUAUCCACUGCGCCGAUGCACUUCUAUUGCUGUCUCAUUCCACUUCACAUGGACCUAUUACCGUUCUUUGGACUGGGUUGCCUUGAAGUUUCUCCAUAUCGAGAGUGGAAUAUCUCUAGGAAAUCUGUGAAGAUCAUCAGGUGUAUGUGACACAGAACUGGAGACAGAAGCCAUUUACUGAUCUGGAAGCUGGCCAGCUCAUGGGAGGCUAUGUACAAAAUUGUGGCUAGCUGUAAUUGUAAUGCAGUGUGGCUAGAUUUCUAGAAUGCUCUGAACAGAGACAUGUUUUUGCAUAACUUCAAAAUAAAGUCAACUUUCUUACUUAA
Messenger RNA from Caretta caretta (loggerhead turtle), 1788 nucleotides. RefSeq lists its product as uncharacterized. The record is from RefSeq and is a predicted model, not a curated record. NCBI's taxonomy places the organism in Eukaryota, Metazoa, Chordata, Testudines, Cheloniidae.